GAGAAAUGAAAAGCAUUUACUGUGUAUUGUUUGUUAUGCCAAUUUCUUUAAAGAUAUCCCUAGACCUUAAAAAUUUCUGAAGUACAUAUUAAACCAACAUGUACAUGAUUUACUAGCAUUCCUUGAAGUAACCGGUUAAUCAUCUUCACAGACAAGUGAAAAAGUAUGUUCUCUUUUCUGAAUGAUUAAGCUAGGCUUCCCAUAACAUUUUACUGGCAAGUAGGGCCAUGACAAUCAGCUAAAAACAGAGGGAGAGGAAAAUACGUGUAAUCGAGACGCUGAAGCCAUAGAAUCUACUGUGAAAAAUAAGAAAAAAUGGGAAAAAGAAAGGGCAAUGAUCCCAAAGAUGUGAAAAGAAAAGAAAAGACCAAGAUGCAACUCAAACGAAGAAUAGGUUGUUUUGAUGGGGUAAGUUUUAUUAUCGGCUCAAUAGUUGGGGCAGGGAUCUUCGUGUCUCCCACAGGAGUGUUAAAGCAUUCCCUGCUUAAUGUGGGUGUUGCAUUAACAAUCUGGACUGCGUCUGGACUAGUUUCUCUUAUGGGCUCCCUCUGCUACGCAGAGCUGGGCACUGCUCUGCCGUUUUCCGGAGGGGAAUACAGUCAUAUUAAAAGAGGCCUUGGAUCCCUACCUGCCUUUGUGUUCAUCUGGACAUCAACGUUUACCAAGCCAGCAUCAAAUGCUGCCCGUGCCUUGCUAUUCGCUGAAUAUGCCACCCAGCCCUUCUACGGCAUUUGCCCUGCACCAGAAGUGCUGAAGAAAUGCUUGGCUUUGGCCGUCCUCUGGUCACUGGGGAUUCUGAAUGGACGCAGUGUCAAAAUGGCUGCAUGGGUGCAGACGGUGUUCACCCUGCUGAAGAUGAUGGCAUUGUCUGUAAUUGCUGUCGGUGGCAUAGUUCUGCUUGUUGGUGGAAGGAAGGAGAAUCUAGCCAGGUUUGAGAAUGUGUUUGACUCAGAGAUGCCUAACGCGUCACAGAUCGCUGAAGCCUUCUUCCAGGGACUGUAUGCAUAUGGUGGUUGGUGGUCCCUCAAUUAUAUGGCAGAAGAGAUGAAAAACCCUAGCAGAAAUAUCCCUUUAACUGUGAUGACUGCUCUUCCUGCUGUAAUUGUUUUUUACUUACUGGUAAACAUCUCAUAUCUGACUGUCCUCACACCAAAGGAAAUUGUCUCCUCAGUUGCUGUGGCAGUAACUUGGGCUGAUCGAGUGAUCCCCUCCAUUGCCUGGAUCAUUCCUCUCUCCGUUGCCAUCUCAAUAUUUGGUGCCCUCAACAGCAGCAUGUUCACAUUAGGUCGAUUAAGCUAUGCUGGAAGUCAGUCAGGACAUUUACCUGUUUUAAUAUCCAUGCUUAACGUCCAUACUUGUACUCCAGCACCAGCCAUGAUUUUUUCAACCACCAUUGCAUCCAUUUUUAUAAUCCCCUCUGACCUUAUUAUGUUAACAAAUUACUUCGGAUUUUCUGCCUGGCUUAUGAUUGGAUUGACUUGUGCAAGCCUGAUUGUACUUCGAUACCGGGAACCUAAUCUACAUCGACCAUACAAAGUGUUUCUGCCAGUUCCAUUUGUGAUGGUAGCCAUGUCAUUCUUCUUAGUUUUAGCUCCUAUAGUCUGGUCCCCGAAUCUGCAAUAUUUUUAUGCUUUCUUGUUUAUGCUGGGGAGUCUUGUUGUUUAUUUUCCUUUUGUACAUUUUAAAUUGCAUUUUGCAUUUUUUGAUAAAAUUACUUGCUACUUGCAGCUACUGCUGGAAGUUUCUCCUGCUGAUGGUUCUGAUGAGAGUAAAUGUGAAUAAUGACAACUUUUUAAUCCCAGUACAACUGACAGCCAAUAGAAGAUUUUCUUUAACGGAGAUUGUAGGUCAAGAGUUGGAUGUUACAUGUCAUAUAUAGGAAUGUGUGUUUGUAUAUGUAUAUAUGCAUGUAUACAUAUACAAAUGUACAAAUGUGUGUAUACAUAUAUGAAUAUGUAUGUAUAGACAUCUAGUUUCAGGACUGUGUGUAUAUGUAAAUGGUAGUAUGCAUAUCCAUACAUAGAUAUACAUAUUUAGUAGAUGCAAAUAAUCCCAUUUAAAUUGAUAAAAUCCAUAAGAUGCUCCCUCUUGCUCCUGAAGACACCAUUAAAGUUGCAUAUAUAAUUGAAAAAACAGAAAUUAAAUUAAAGAAUCAAUACUUACCAAUAUUAUCAUAAAGAAGUAAAUAUGUACUUGUCACCAUCAUUUGAUAAUGCACUUUUAGUCUCUAAAGUAAAUUGGCUGGAUUAUUUCUAGUUCUUAAAAGUUUAUUAGAACUUCUGGUUUUAAAGGCCUUAAACUUCUAUUCAUCUGCUAACUUUUUUUGUCUGAAUUUAUUUUUAAUAA
This is a messenger RNA of Numida meleagris (helmeted guineafowl), 2346 nucleotides long. RefSeq names its product solute carrier family 7 member 13 (gene SLC7A13). The record is from RefSeq and is a predicted model, not a curated record. Gene Ontology annotation, molecular function: L-amino acid transmembrane transporter activity. The transcript is spliced from 4 exons. Lineage: Eukaryota; Metazoa; Chordata; Aves; Galliformes; Numididae. Gene Ontology annotation, biological process: amino acid transmembrane transport. The coding region runs from base 316 to 1782 and encodes 488 amino acids. Gene Ontology annotation, cellular component: membrane.